CUGGACAGGGUUAACAAGAAAGUCAAGCAUGAGAAGAAGCUUGCAUAUCACAUAUUUGGUUGGAUAGCUUUUGCCCGGCGUCGUUUGAAGGGUGUGGAAUUGCAGUAUGCAUUAGCUGUGAAACCAGGAAUGAAAGAGCUCAAUGCCGAUAGCAUUCCUGACUACGAUGUCAUCACAAGUGUCUGUGCUGGACUUGUCAUUGUGGACAGCAAAGGGUCUCCUACGUUUGUGUAUUACACUACUCAAGAAUAUUUUACUUCACACCAAGAUGAACUUUUCCCCUGUAUCCAUGAAGAUAUGAUGCGCACCUGUCUGACAUACAUGUCAUUUGACAUUUUUGAA
Messenger RNA from Desarmillaria tabescens, 342 nucleotides. RefSeq lists its product as uncharacterized. Lineage: Eukaryota; Fungi; Basidiomycota; Agaricomycetes; Agaricales; Physalacriaceae. The annotation marks the transcript as partial. The record is from RefSeq and is a predicted model, not a curated record. The transcript has 2 exons.